UGGCAAUGAUGAGAAUUCCUGCAGAAAAUAACGAUAUCUAUGAAGCUACCAAGUCCCCAUCUAAUGCAUCUGAUGAGAAGGUGCCUCAGGAAACGCUGCCUAGCGAUAUUGGGAACGAGAACGGCAGCAAGGAGCAGACCGCCAACACCGACGACUCUAAUCUUCAAGAAAGCUUGGAGCACAUCCUUCCCGAUAAUCUUUUCGCUUCUCCUACAAAGUCAGCUGCAGAACACCAGGCCGCAUUCUCCACUGAUUCAGCUGAAGCCGGUGUUAGUUCCCCAAUAACUACUACUACUACUACUAACAUCUCUAUGCUUCCCACAACUUCUACCCUCAACAUGGCUUCUCUUAAAUCUUGUUACUUCCACAUGCCAAGGUUUACUUCUGGGCAAGAAGCCAUUGAAAUGUAGGUGUUAAGAGUUUGUGCAAGGCUAGCUAGGAGGGAUUAACUUAGCUUGGUAAAAGAAUCUUUUUUUAUUUACUUUUGG
Messenger RNA from Nicotiana attenuata, 488 nucleotides. RefSeq names its product zinc finger CCCH domain-containing protein 53-like. The transcript has 4 exons. Lineage: Eukaryota; Viridiplantae; Streptophyta; Magnoliopsida; Solanales; Solanaceae. The coding region runs from base 6 to 410 and encodes 134 amino acids. The record is from RefSeq and is a predicted model, not a curated record.